This is a messenger RNA of Entrophospora sp. SA101, 915 nucleotides long. The record is from the annotation of a GenBank genome assembly. Lineage: Eukaryota; Fungi; Glomeromycota; Glomeromycetes; Entrophosporales; Entrophosporaceae.
AUGAAGACGGGGACAGAGUGUUCUUGGACCAAUUUUUGCUUAGAAGCUGUACCACCACCCACCUCUGACAUUUCUACUAAUUCUACUGUUGAUGCCUCUGCUCCCAAUAAGAAUAAUUCAAAAUCAUCUUCCUCAACAGGCUCAGUGAUAUGUCACACGAAUUCAACAAUUCCAAUAGAUGUAGAUUUGAAUCAUGUUUACAAUCCACCUUAUUCAGUCACCGAAUUAAUGUCCACUAAACAUAAGCAACGUCUCAGUAAUUCAAAUCAUCUCGCUGGUGCGUUCAUGAAUCCAAACCUUAAAUAUCCAAAGAGACCGCCAAACUCAUUCUUCUUAAUGAAGAAUUGUUACAUGCUAGAAUUAAAAAAGCUCGGGUAUAGGUUCACUAUGCCCACGAUUUGUAAACAGUCAAAGGAGAUUUGGUCAAAUUGUUCUCAACAAGUCAAAGAAAAAUACGAUGAUUUGGCUUUAAAAGCUCUGAUAAUACAUCAAGAUAGUAGUAGGAGGAAAUCAAAGUUUAAGAAUUAUGUUUCAAUGAAUGCCAAUAAUAGUAAUGGUGGCGGUAAUAAUGGUUAUAAUUUUGGUAAUCAUAAUAAUUUAAUAACAACUUUUAGCCAACAACAACAACAGCAACAACAGCAACAACAACAACAGCAACAACAGCAACAACAACAACAUCCUCACAAUAAUCACCACCACAUGAUUACACCUUUACAUUCACCAAAUCAUCCACUCACAACUACUAAUUCUCCACAAAACCAAUAUCAUUCUCAAUCUCAAUCCCAUGAUCUUCAAUCUCAUCAUCAGUUUAAUAAUCAUCAACAUGAACAACAUCAAAACCCAUACAACAACAUCAAUCACCUGAUCAACUCUAAAAUAUCACAAGUGGUUUCUAAGUUAAAAGUGUUUUCGUGA